AUGUCGUUUGUGAUGCAUGAGAUUGUCUAUUUCGGCCGUUCUCUUCCCUGGAUAUUCAUCGACACUUUGGGCUUGUUUAAGAAUUAUAAAAUUCAGAAUUAUGUCCGCAGGCUUUUCCACCCCAUGGCUCAGUUCUUCGGUCUGUCUACGUCGGUUCCUUUUCCCUCUGUUUGGACCAUGAUGUACCAGAUCGCCAUUUUCUUUGUUCUUGAGGAUACAUGGCAUUAUUUCUCUCAUCGUGCCCUCCAUUGGGGCCCUUUGUACAAGGCUAUCCAUAAAAUCCACCACCAGUAUUCGGCACCCUUCGGUAUGGCCGCCGAAUAUGCGUCGCCUAUUGAGGUUAUGAUUCUCGGGUUUGGGACCGUUGGAUGCCCCAUUCUUUGGUGUGCAUUGACUGGCGACCUGCAUAUCUUUACGAUGUAUGUCUGGAUUGUCCUACGACUCUUCCAGGCCAUUGAUGCGCACAGCGGCUAUGAGUUCCCUUGGAGUCUCCAUCAUUUCUUGCCUUUUUGGGCUGGAGCUGAUCACCAUGAUCUUCACCAUGAGAAAUUUGUUGGCAACUAUUCGAGUAGCUUCCGGUGGUGGGAUUAUCUUCUCGACACUGAAUACACGCCUGAAGCUCUCAAGCGCCGAAGGGAGGGCAAGAUUAUAAAAAAGGCUCAGUGA
Aspergillus fischeri NRRL 181 is the source of this 666-nucleotide messenger RNA. RefSeq names its product sterol desaturase family protein. Gene Ontology annotation, molecular function: iron ion binding; C-4 methylsterol oxidase activity. Lineage: Eukaryota; Fungi; Ascomycota; Eurotiomycetes; Eurotiales; Aspergillaceae. Gene Ontology annotation, biological process: ergosterol biosynthetic process. The record is from RefSeq and is a predicted model, not a curated record. The transcript has 2 exons. The coding region runs from base 1 to 666 and encodes 221 amino acids.